CAGUUUCUGCCAUUUAGAAAGUAAAUAUUAUGUCAAUUCACUGCGGUUCGAUGGAUUCACCGACUGCUCCCUAAUAUAUAAAGAAAUUAGCAAAACUUCUUUAUUGUAACAGCGGACGGGUUGACAGCCUAUUAUUAUACUUAUUUUGUUUCUUUACAAUUUCAUGAAGUUACAUUUUAAUAAUGUUGAAAAUUAGCUUAAUGUCAAGAAGAGUUUUAUCAUCUUUGGGAGGAACAUCGAACAGCUCAAGAUGGUUCAGCGUGCAAAGCAUAAGGCAUUCAAAACCGCGUACUGCUAUUGUUAUGCUCAACAUGGGUGGCCCACAAAAUACUGACCAGGUCCACGAUUAUCUACACAGAAUAAUGACCGAUAGAGAUAUGAUUCAGUUACCUGUGCAAAGCAAACUAGGUCCUUGGAUCGCUAAACGACGUACACCAGAGGUUCAGAAAAAAUACUCAGAGAUUGGCGGCGGCUCACCUAUAUUGAAGUGGACCAAUACUCAGGGUGAACUACUGGUCGAACAGCUGGACAAAGCCUCGCCAGAAACGGCUCCGCACAAACAUUACGUGGCCUUCCGCUACGUUAACCCUCUCACUGAAGAUACUAUGAAAGAAGUGGAACAAGAUCAACCCGAGCGGGUGGUUUUGUUCUCCCAAUAUCCUCAGUAUAGCUGCGCAACGUCCGGUUCCAGCUUCAAUGCGAUUUUUUCGCAUUACAAGGAUAAAUCAAAUGGAUUGAGCGGGGCUAAAUGGAGCGUCAUUGAUCGGUGGGGCUCACAUCCGCUACUUGCGAAAACAUUUGCCGAUAACAUCCGGAAAGAGCUUAAUAAAUUUCCCGAGGACAAACGAAAGGAUGUAAUCCUACUUUUUUCAGCACAUUCCCUCCCUCUAAAGGCAGUCAAUCGUGGAGAUGCAUAUCCUACGGAAAUCGGCGCUACUGUUCAAAAUGUGAUGCAAGAGUUGCUGUAUUGCAAUCCGUACUGUUUAGUGUGGCAAUCGAAGGUGGGUCCACUUCCUUGGCUGGAACCAUUCACGGAGGACGCGAUCAAGGGUUACGUAAAGCAGGGGAAGAAAAAUUUCAUACUUAUCCCGAUUGCCUUCGUAAACGAGCAUAUUGAAACUUUACACGAACUGGACAUUGAGUACUGCCAGGAGUUAGCCCACGAGGUGGGAGCUGAAAAGAUUGGAAGGGCUGCCGCUCCAAAUGAUCAUCCGCUUUUUAUUGAUGCACUGACGGAUAUCGUAUCUAAUCAUCUGAGAAAUGGACACCGAGUGAAUCCAAAGUUUUUGCUGAGAUGUCCUGCAUGUGUUAAUACAAAGUGCUUAGCAAGCAAACAAUGGUUCCAAGCACUAUGUAGCUAAAAAAGGGUUAGGAAUGUGUUGCAAUAGACAUUGAAAAAUAAAAAUCAUGGUUUUUGGAGAAU
Messenger RNA from Toxorhynchites rutilus septentrionalis, 1423 nucleotides. RefSeq names its product ferrochelatase, mitochondrial (gene FeCH). NCBI's taxonomy places the organism in Eukaryota, Metazoa, Arthropoda, Insecta, Diptera, Culicidae. The record is from RefSeq and is a predicted model, not a curated record. Bases 183 to 1361 code for a protein of 392 amino acids. The transcript has 3 exons. Gene Ontology annotation, molecular function: protoporphyrin ferrochelatase activity. Gene Ontology annotation, biological process: heme biosynthetic process.